This is a messenger RNA of Didymella exigua CBS 183.55, 1395 nucleotides long. Its product is annotated as ribosomal RNA methyltransferase MRM2. Gene Ontology annotation, cellular component: mitochondrion. The record is from RefSeq and is a predicted model, not a curated record. Bases 241 to 1233 code for a protein of 330 amino acids. Gene Ontology annotation, molecular function: rRNA (uridine-2'-O-ribose)-methyltransferase activity. The transcript is spliced from 6 exons. Gene Ontology annotation, biological process: RNA methylation. NCBI's taxonomy places the organism in Eukaryota, Fungi, Ascomycota, Dothideomycetes, Pleosporales, Didymellaceae.
UGUCAGACGGCGACAUGCCGAGGAGAGAUUCGCUCUCCAUGUUACACUCUGGUGGCGAGGCAGGCGGGCUGAGGAUACAAGGCUGUAUCCAAAGGGUGCGUCUUCGCCUGAUUGUUGGUGUUGCAAUGGUCGAAAUGGUCGCGGAGGCGAGCUAAGAUCAAGGCGAUCCGAGGGCAAGUGCAGCCGCGGCUCCCAAACUUUUGGGAGCUAUGGUGCUUGCUGCUCGACCGCACCUUCUUCAUGCUUUCACGACGAGUCUUCCGCCAGCUCACAGACAGCGUAUUGCUAGAGCCUGGCACCGUAACAGGGCCAUUGUGCCUUGCAGCUAGCUGUCGCUCCGGUCGCACGCCGAGUCAACUCAAUGCGCCACGCGCUCGCCAUGCGUCCUCGUCCUCGACCAGGUGGAAGACGCGUCAGGGCAAUGACCCCUUUGCUCGCGAAGCCCGCGUGCAGGGUCUGAAGAGUCGCGCUGCCUUCAAGUUGCUCGAGCUGAAUGAGAAGCACAAGCUGUUUCAGCCUGGACAGACUGUCGUUGAUCUUGGCUUUGCACCAGGCUCGUGGUCGCAGGUCGCUGUGAACCGCACGGCGCCUGACGGACGCGUCAUAGGCAUCGAUGUCAUCCCAGCCCAGCCUCCACGAGGCGUUUCCACGAUCCAAGGCAACUUCCUGUCUCCGGAUAUCCAAGACGACGUUCGAGCCUACGUCCGAGACCCCACUCUCGGUCGUCCGCGCAAACGGACAAUGUCAGAGGAGCCCGAUGGGCUCACUGAAGAGCAGGUGGACGAGAUGGAGCGCGGGUACAUCGACAUUGAGAGGCAGGCACACAUGGAGGGCGUCGAGACGGAGCGACUAGCAGAAGACACGGAGAGCGGCUCAGAAGCAAAGCUCUCUGUCAAAGAGCGGGAUCUUCGCAGCGGCCGAGUUGUCGAUGUGGUGCUCAGUGACAUGAUGAUGAACACCAGCGGCAACUCGUUCAGAGAUCACGCAGGGAGCAUGGACUUGUGCAUGGCUGCACUGACGUUCGCAUUCGACACGCUGAAGACUGGGGGUCAUUUUCUCUGCAAGUUUUACCAGGGCUCUGAAGACAAGGCCUUUGAGACCAAGCUGAAGCGCCUGUUUGCAAAGGUGUCGCGGGAGAAGCCCGAGUCGUCACGCGCUGCAUCCAAAGAGGCGUACUUUGUCGCGCUGCGGCGGAAAGAGGCACCGACGAGGGAGGAGGUUUUUCGGGACUGAGUGCAGUCUGUGAAUUUGCAUCUUCCCCGAGUUUCGAGGGAGCCAAUACUUCAGCACAUGAUGCCCCAAAGCACAUGAUGCCCCAAAGCACAUGAUGCCCCAAAGCACAUGGUACCCCAAUAGAAGUGACUGUCCAGCUGGACCUGAUGCCCUGAGCAACUG